Colletotrichum karsti is the source of this 759-nucleotide messenger RNA. RefSeq names its product malate dehydrogenase. The record is from RefSeq and is a predicted model, not a curated record. Lineage: Eukaryota; Fungi; Ascomycota; Sordariomycetes; Glomerellales; Glomerellaceae. The transcript is spliced from 2 exons. Bases 1 to 759 code for a protein of 252 amino acids.
AUGCUGGCCAAGACUUUCCUCUUGCUCACCACCCUGGCGCUGGCCUCCGCCGGCCCGGUCAGGAGACAAUCCGGCUGCUCCUCCAAACCCACCAACCCUACCCUUCCCACCAACGGCAAUGGCGUCGAACUGCCUGCCCCCGCAGAGAACCUCGUCUUGAAGCACAUCGCCCUCGGCCACGGCAUCCAGAACUACACCUGCACCUCGACCAACGCGACCGCCCUCACCGCGACCGCCACCGGCGCCCUCGCCGCCCUCUACGACGCGACCCCGCUGUACCCCAACGCCGGCCCCGGCGCCCUCCCCGGCGUCGACGCCUUCAACGCCCUCACCACCAACGCCGUCUGGGGCUCCAAGCUGCCCCUCGUCCCCGACGGCGUCUCCAAGUUCGGCGCCUCCGCCUCCGCCCCCUUCCCGAACCCCGGCCAGGCCCUCGAGCUGCCCAACAUCAAGGCCCUCCCCUUCCUCGGCGUCCACUUCUUCGACGCAAAGGGCGUCCCCACCUUCAAGGUCGGCGACGACGUCUUCUCCGGCGGCAAGCUCAACGGCACAAAGGCCCCCGCCGCCGCCGACGUCGGCCCCGAGAAGACGGGCGCCGUCGACUGGCUCCUCCUCGGCGACAAGGGCGCCAGCAAGGGCAUCACCACCAUCUACCGCGUCGUCACCGCCGGCGGCGUCGCCCACGCCUGCACCACCCCGGGCGCCUCCGACAGCGUGCCGUACGCGACCUACUAUUGGAUGUACGGACCCAAGGCGUAG